ACAUGGUCCUUGACCCAUAGAGAGGCACUCACAUGCAAUGAUAUUCAUAGUGUUUUUCUAAAAAGGGUAUAAAAACUCAAUCUUGCAAGGUUUCUCGUGAUUUGCAGUUGCUCACAAGCAAUAAAAGCUUAACUGCAAUCUCCAUCAUUAUUCACAAGCAUUUCACAUUUAAGUCCUCUCUUGAUCACUUCUCUCUCAACUCCAUAAGCUUUAAAACCUUCAAUUCUUUUGGAAGUCCAUCGUUUGUGAUCCGUCCUCUUCAAAAUCAUCAUCUGGGUUUGGAUGUUGCGAGGCAAUACUGCAAUGGGUUCUUGCUGUUUGGGCUUGAAAGCUAAUACCCAUUUAGCGAACCCCAAGCUAGGUUGUCUCAAGAAUGCAGACGAUGGCUUUUUUGGGGAGAGGGUCGUAGGGAGCUUAAACAAUGGUGCUUGGGUCAAUCAGUUGACAAAUAGCUUGAAAGCUGAGAAGAGGGUCAAGAAGGUUAAACCAGGAGUUGCUUUUGCUGUUAUUACAUCAAAUAAUGCCAAGGAGGUUGUGACAUUAAAAGCACCAAUUUUUGAGAGACGAAAAGCGGAUCCGAAAAAUGUGGCUUCAAUCAUAUUGGGAGGAGGUGCAGGCACCCAAUUGUUUCCGCUCACCAAAAGAGCAGCAACACCCGCGGUUCCCGUUGGAGGAUCUUACAGGCUUAUUGACAUACCAAUGAGCAACUGUAUCAAUAGUGGCAUUAACAAGAUUUUUGUACUUACCCAGUUCAACUCAGCCUCGCUAAAUCGCCAUCUUGCACGCACCUACUUCGGUAAUGGUAUCAAUUUUGGGGAUGGAUUUGUGGAGGUUCUUGCUGCCACUCAAACACCCGGAGAAGCUGGAAAGAUGUGGUUCCAAGGAACAGCAGAUGCUGUGAGGCAAUUUAUAUGGGUUUUUGAGGAUGCUAAGAAUAGGGACGUUGAAAACAUAUUGAUAUUGUCCGGGGAUCAUCUCUAUCGGAUGGACUAUAUGGACUUGGUGCAGCAUCACGUCGACACAAACGCGGAUAUCACAAUUUCAUGCGCACUGGUGGGUGAGAGCCGUGCUUCAGAUUAUGGAUUGGUGAAGUUAGACACCUGGGGCCGCGUUGUCCAAUUUACUGAAAAACCGAAGGGCGCUGAUCGCAAAGCAAUGCAAGUGGAUACCACUCUUCUCGGGCUUUCGCCACAAGAUGCCAAAAAGGCCCCAUAUAUUGCAUCAAUGGGUGUCUAUAUCUUUAAGAAAGACACUUUGUUGAAGCUUUUGCGAUGGAGGUAUCCUACUUCCAAUGACUUUGGAUCUGAAAUAAUUCCUGCAGCUGUUCGGGAGCAUGAUGUCCAAGCAUAUGUCUUCAGAGAUUACUGGGAGGACAUAGGAACUGUAAAAACCUUUUAUGAGGCUAACUUGGCGCUCACUGAAGAGUAUCCGAAGUUUGAAUUUUAUGAUCCUAAGACGCCUUUCUACACAUCUCCGCAGUUCCUACCACCGACCAAAAUGGAUAAGGGCAAGAUCAAAGAUGCAAUAAUCUCGCAUGGAUGUUUCUUGGGAGAAUGCACGAUUGAACGUUCCAUAGUGGGUGAACGCUCACGCAUUGAUAGCGGUGUAGAGCUUACGGACACCAUAAUGCUGGGGGCAGACUUCUAUGAAACCGAGCCGGAAAUUGCAUCCUUGCUUGCAGAAGGAAAGGUGCCCAUUGGGAUAGGACAGAAUACGAAAAUCAAGAACUGUAUAAUCGACAAGAAUGCAAAAAUAGGACAAGAUGUGGCUAUCAUGAAUAAAGAAGGUGUUCAAGAGGGCGAUAGGCCGGAAGAUGGAUUCUAUAUCCGGUCUGGUAUCACGGUCAUAAUGGAGAAGGUGACGAUAGAGGAUGGCACGGUUAUAUGAACGAGAUGGAAGUACUUACCACGGAAUGCUCCAACUUCCAAACAUGAGAAUUGAGGUGAAAACAAUGAUCAAGCAGGUUAUAAUUGGAAGGGGAAGAGGAUUGUGUGUGCAGCAUUUUGGUCUUGAAAAGUAGCACGGUACGCUGCAAUUGCUGUGAUAUUUGUAAAUUAAAAGCUAGUUUCCUUAAAAUAGAGGCAAUAAGCGUCCUUGAGGCAGGGGUUCAGCAAAUAGUGCUUUUUCUUUGUAGAGAGCUUCAUGGAUGGAUAUGAGCUAGAAUGUUCAGAUAUUAAUAUUGAUUAUGGAUUGCCGUCAAUGAGUUGAGGUUCUGUUCAAAUUUGGUA
This is a messenger RNA of Tripterygium wilfordii, 2228 nucleotides long. Its product is annotated as glucose-1-phosphate adenylyltransferase large subunit 1-like. The transcript has 15 exons. The coding region runs from base 283 to 1887 and encodes 534 amino acids. Gene Ontology annotation, molecular function: glucose-1-phosphate adenylyltransferase activity. Lineage: Eukaryota; Viridiplantae; Streptophyta; Magnoliopsida; Celastrales; Celastraceae. The record is from RefSeq and is a predicted model, not a curated record. Gene Ontology annotation, biological process: glycogen biosynthetic process.